AACCCUAACUUUAGUAACCAAAAAAUAUGGAAGAUAAUAUUCUCACUUUAGAACAAAUUCAUCUUUAUUUACUUCAAAACGGUGGUAAAGUGCGAAAUCGAGAUGUUGUGAGACAUUUUAAAUCUUUUUUAACGGAUACAGUAACCAAAGACGAAAAUAGAUGUCGCUUCAAGUCCUACAUCAACACGUUGGCACUAACGAAAUCUGAAGGAGAUGAAAAGGUUAUCCAACUCAAAGCAAAAUUUAGCAGUUAUGAUCCACCAGCGGCUACAUACAGAGAAGUAUAUUCCCCUACUCUGGAUCCGAUCAACUCCAUAGGAAUUCCAGUUACGCCGACCGAUUUAAAUUUGGUUUCUCCACGAGGAACAGCUAAAAAUACACCUCCUAAAUCACAACUUGCUGGGAAUAGACCGCCUCCUUACAGACCGCCGCCUCCUGUUUACAGCAGCACAACUUCUUUGGAUUCGUUGUCUUUAGGAUCGAUGGUUUCUUUAAACGAGUUGGCUUUAACUCCGCAGGCUCCUCCUAGAGACAGAAGAAAAGAUUCAGAAAAGAGUAGAUCGAUCAGCGAGGAAUCAACACCGAAAAAAAGCGACGGUGAUGCUAAUUUUGAUGAUAAAACUGUUAGCGUUAAAGAGAGAACACAGAAAUUUAAUAGAUUAGCCUCGGUGGAGGACGAGCUGAGUCCCAGGCAACCCAAGUCAGCUGAAAAAGAGAACAGAAGACCCAAUUGGGGACCAGAUCAAGACGAUGGAUUGAAUCUUACACCGUUGGAACCAAAGAAAUGCAUGGAAUGGUACGUCACGGCUAGCAGAGGAGACUAUCAGGAAUUGCUGAAAUUAGCAAACAACGAGCCGAGAUUAGUCAGCAAAAAGGUUUCCAAUGAAUUCUUUUACUUUAACUUUUUUUGCAACAGAUUUAGCGAACACGUGAUCUCCACCACGGUUUUCUCUUGGAAUAUUCCCUUCAGAUAAAAUCUGCGCUAUGUGAUUAAUUCGGUCUUUUUUACAUUAACACAUUUGAGAAAAAAAGCCUGGCAUACCUGAAUUUUUUUGUUGGACACUCUUUUGGGCAGA
Molecule: messenger RNA, 1076 nt
Organism: Psylliodes chrysocephalus
Lineage: Eukaryota; Metazoa; Arthropoda; Insecta; Coleoptera; Chrysomelidae
Source: the annotation of a GenBank genome assembly